AUGCAAAAUGCGUCGGUCUCGGUGACGGAUGUAAUAGCUUCACUUCAUGAGUUAAGACACGCAAAUUCUAUUGCUCUGAGCACAUACAAGGACUUCCAAGCUCCAAAGACGAGUGAUACUGUCCUACACAUCGCAGCAAGCGUAGGUGUCCCUGAGGCGAUUUUCUUCGCACAUUCCCUCGGUCUAGACGUCAAUGUACGCAAUAGGGCCGGAGAAACACCCUUGCAUCUGGCAGUGGUAGAGGAUAAUUUGGAAGUUGUAGAUGCUUUGCUUGAGAAUGGAGCAGAUGUCAAUUGCAGAACAGAGAGUGGACAGACUGCUCUGCAUUAUGCUGUCAUCUUUAAUGCCCGUGAGAGUCUGAACAGGGUUGUCUAUAGAGGCGGAGUUGACUUUUUGAUCCAAGACUCUGUUGGCUGGACAGCUCUCCACUACUCGGCGGUGAAUGCAGACCUUGAUGUGAUGCAGCUUCUGCUCAGCAUGGAGCCAAGGCUCUUGGAGACGGUGUCUGCUAUGGGGGUGUCUAUCCUGCAUCUUCUUUCUCUAUCUAAUUCACCGAUAAUAUGUCAGAAUGGGGCGCCGAAUGUAACAUAUACUGUCUCAUUCCUCUAUGAUUCUAAAAGGAAGCACGUAUGUGAUCAUGUGUCCAAACAGGACCUUCCGGUUGAUGAUUCCUCCAUGGCUGAAGUAAAAAGGGCUCUCAGCACUAUUCCUGCUAACAUGGGUCUCGUUACAAGAUCGUCCACUGUCGCAAUAGAAUAUUCGUCUGAUCUUUUUGUCACAAACGAAAACUACGAGCGGUGUAUUCGUUGGCUUCUCAUGGACUUUGUGCCUACGUUGGCAGAAAAAGAUAUCAACGUAGAUGCCUUAUUUAGAUGCGACUUAUUGGGGCGAACGCCUCUCCAUUAUGCUGCCUUCAUGGGGAGCUACAGGUCCCUUUAUACCAUUGUUUCGUACGUCCAUGUGCGGGUCAAGCAGUGUUACCAGGCAGGCACAGCUGGCUCGUGCCUCUCCACAAUGAAGUGGUCUUCUGCAAAUGGGGGCGCAGUACUUUGUGGGGUUUCUCCGUUCUUGGCUGUAGAAGGUGGAGUUGGGUUUCAUUACUUUGCACACCCAGACAACGCUGGCUUGGGCCCACUUCAAUUAGCAUGCAUGAGUGGCGUGGCUGCAUCCAAGAUUAAGCUCCUCUCUACUGUUUGUGAUGUCACUGCGUACACACAGGCCCUUGGGAAUACCCUCCACUGUGCCAUUCGCAGUGGGUCGCUUCACACAGUUUCAGAACUGGUGGGAGCCGUUUCACGAAUGCUGUUACUAAAGAGUAGUGGAGAUCAGAGCACAUUUCUCCUGGACUUUCUUACUGAGAAGGAUUACAACGGUGUGACCUCUUUUGCGAUGAUAUUCAAAGGGAAUCGUACCAUUCACCAAGUACACGCACUCAUCACGGAAUACAACAAGCUCGUCUUACUUCUUGACUCGCAAUCGCUUCUGCUCUUUUUGCUUCAGGUGAGUCCUCUUCGCUCAUUGAUUAAGGCCACUGGUUCCGCCUCACGAAUGGCAUUGCUUGCCCGUUCGGAUAGUAGUGAAAGUGAUGAAGCCAUUAUCGAGGAAAUCUUUUCAAUGGUCUUCAACUGGUAUGAUGGUAUUCCAAUCGAUAUAUACUGUUUGCUGUUUCCCACAGGGGUCUUUCAAAUCACCCCAGAUGAGCAUCUUACCACCCAGGAUGCCUAUUCAAUACUAAAGGAUUUUUCUGCACGUGCAAAUCCUAAUGAGGUUAUUGCCACGUCCUUGGAAUCUGUUGCUGUUGUGCAUUUGCGUGAGUGGAAGCAGACUACUCUGAAUAUGAUGGCAAAGGACAAGAGUCAGCUCGUUUCCGCCAUUAGCAAGGACAGAACUAUUUACUCUGCCAUUCUGCAAAUACUGAAGUCCUACGGUUGCUUGAUCAUGAGACCAGUUAAGCAGGUUUGCACCAACAAAGACAUGGCUGCUCCACAACCUCUCGUAGAGGAUCCUCCAAAUGCUGUAAAGGCCAUAGAGGAUCAGUAUGCCUCUAUCUUAUCAGUAUUGCAAGACUAUCCCAAACAAGCUAACAUAUCUAAGAACCUUACAUACGAGACCUCUGAGCAGACACUGACCUCGCACUACUUUCUAGAUGAGUAUGCCAAAGUUUACAAUGCUGUGUUAGAGGCACCUCCGUUACUUACUGUUAUUGUAGACGCCGUAAUUUAUAAUAACAAGAUUGCCCUUAUGCUGCUUUUAUCAAACAUAGCUCGAGAAGAAGUUCUUUCUAGAAUAGGGGCUAAGUAUGGAAAUAGCAGAAUUGCAGCCUCACUAGAAAGCUAUCUUAGCUUAGUGCGCAACGGAUCUGCUUGUGACUCUUGCGACAGCAGCGUGUGGAGCCUGCUCUCCGAAGGGCCAAAUGUGGCAGACGAAGGGAUAGUGUCAAAACUAUUUUCAGAUCUUCAUCUGAGUUUCGAGACCCUUUGGAGAGCAGAGCUGAUUAUGAAUGCCGUGAUUGUAUCCAUAUUUACUAAUAACUACGGAAUAUUUUGCAUUUUAUGUAGCCUUAUGCCCGCAACCCAUUACCGCUGUGAUGUUUUGCUCUUUUUGCUGGGAACAUUAGCGCUUGCACAAUUUGAGAAUUCAUCAAAGCAUGAGUCUGCUGUCAAUGACAAGUACAAACGGCUCCAAAAAAGUGUUUACCGAUAUAUUGAAUUUAUCCUAGACCAUCUGGCAUCUGUGCCAGCAGCUAGAAUCGCUAUAGCGCAAACCACUAUUAUUGCUGGCUCAACUAACAUUUUGAAGGACUUAUCUACAUUCUCGAGCUCUUCAACAUCCUUGGAUGAUUGCGGCUUAAAGGGGGCCGUUCGAAGCAUACUGCCAUUAAUUGUCACUGUACAAGAACGGCUUAUAGGGAAAAAGCCAGAAACUCCUACGCUUUCUCACACACCGAAGCGUUUGGGCUUGAAUACUAGCUCGAGCCCUAGACAAAUCCCAUUUCUUGCGCUACUCAUCAUCCGCGGACAAGACUUCGGACAGGGACUCCUGAAGUAUGUGCUGGCGUUUACACAACUAGGUAUCUCAUACGCACCUGACAUAGAGGAGCCUAGCAAGGCAAGGAAAGGUACGUCUGCCUGGCAUUACUUCUCCAGCGAAUCUUACAAUCCUCUGAGCAGAUCGGAACCUCUCUAUCCUGUGCCAGAGCUUUUUAGGCGUGCAACAAAGAAUCUUGUGACAACAUAUGGUAUUGGGCAGCACCUAUCUAAUAACUUAAGCAUAUACGCAUCGGCCAAAGCCUUGCAACUUCGAGUCAGGGACCGGAGCUUUAUGAUGCGAAUGGACGAAGUUACCAAACAAGCUAGGAAGGUCAAGACCAUGAAACUGUUUGAGGGCCACAAGUACAACCGCCACGUAAUUAAUGGAGAGCCUCCUAAUCCACCUCCAGCAUUUGGAUCAAGCAUGGUAGACGUAGAGUCUGUGGAGGAGAUGGUUCUUUCUACUUCAAAUGACUCGGCGCGUAUCUAUGAGGAUGGAACAGCGAACAUAGCGUCAAUAUGUUUUGCCAUCACUACGGCUGUUAUAGCGUGGACAGCCUCCCUGCGGUACAAACUAGAAUUCAUAUAUGAGCGCAUAUCCAAAAUAUCGCGAGUUCUUGGUGGAUGCUCUAUAGAGUUUUCUUAUGACGAUAUAAAAAUCAUUCAACUUCUCUGCUUAAUACGCUUGGAGACCAUUGGCCACAUCUCGGCAGGCACUGUAGCAGAUGAGGACGAGCACAACCUAACACCCUUUGAACUAGCAGUUAGAUGUGGGUCUCCGACAAGCUUCCUCUUGCUUAUGCUUUACGGGUGCUGCUUUAACGCUCAAUCGGAGGAACCUCCUUCCUUGAAUCCUUUCACUUCUAAGGUAGCUAAGAUAGAAGCGCAACUCAUAAAACGAAUUGAAGCUGCGGGUAGCAGUGCGUCUCCUGCAGCUACAAUAAAUGCACUCCAUAUGCUUCUAACAGUCUCUGUGUUCAAUCCAUCACUUAUCAAUCUAUUGACCAACUUCAAGGUUGAUAAUACAGGCACUAGCAUGUUCACAUCUGCACAUGUCCACAUUAUACAGACUCUUCUGGAACAGUCCCCCUUGAAGCUCCAGCUCGUCGUUGACCCAAAUCCCAUAGACAACCUAGUUCGUUGCUAUUUUGUUAGCACAAAGGCGUCAAGCAUGCAUCGCAUAGUUACCAACAAAACUGUGAAGGAUGUGGUUCGUGAAUGGAGUCUCCUGCGCCAUGCAGGCGUAGGGUCUCUCUGUCAUGUGUGUAAUCAGGAGAGCAAUAUAAUCGAGCGCUUCAUCGGUGGAGCUCAGCCAUGUAUCUGUUGCGAACGUGUUAUGUGCGCACAGUGUGGAGUUUAUCUAGGAAAGAUACAGAAACGUCCCUGUAUGGUUUGUGCUUCGUGUUAUAUACACAGGGUGUGUCAGUGCCUGCUAAACUUUCAGACUAAUUGCUUAAAAGGCAUUGCAACCUAA
Messenger RNA from Giardia duodenalis, 4503 nucleotides. RefSeq names its product Ankyrin repeat protein 1. Gene Ontology annotation, molecular function: protein binding. The transcript has a single exon. The record is from RefSeq and is a predicted model, not a curated record. NCBI's taxonomy places the organism in Eukaryota, Fornicata, Diplomonadida, Hexamitidae. The coding region runs from base 1 to 4503 and encodes 1500 amino acids.